Messenger RNA from Bacillus rossius redtenbacheri, 964 nucleotides. RefSeq names its product lysozyme 2-like. Bases 122 to 655 code for a protein of 177 amino acids. The record is from RefSeq and is a predicted model, not a curated record. NCBI's taxonomy places the organism in Eukaryota, Metazoa, Arthropoda, Insecta, Phasmatodea, Bacillidae. Gene Ontology annotation, molecular function: lysozyme activity. The transcript has 5 exons.
AGUCCCCUCCACCCCUGCUUCGACGGGCCAGUAGAGACGAACCGCGCGGAGCGGAGCGGCGGCCACUCGCACGACCAGCCACCGACAUCUCCCCGGCAGUCGGCGACGAGAACAAAGCAGGAUGCUGCGGCUGGCACUCGGAGUCCUGCUCGUCGCCGCCGUCUGCUCCGGCGUGUUCGUCUCGAACCUGGACCGGGCCUGCCUGCGCUGCCUGUGCGAGGCCGCCUCCGGCUGCAACGAGACCGCGGGCUGCCACCAGGGCUACUGCGGGCCCUUCUGGGUGUCGCGCAUCUACUGGGCGGAGGCCGGCAAGGUGGUCUUCCCCGACGACGACCCCGAGCGGCCCGAAGCCUACCAGGACUGCGCCAACAGCUACGACUGCGCAGCUGGGAUAGUUGAGCACUACAUGGCGGCAGUUGGCAAGGACUGCGACGGCGACGGGGUGACGGACUGCGACGACUACGCCGCCAUCCACUACAACGGCGCGUACAGCUGCGCCAGGCCGCUGAGGGGCACCGCCUUCCUGGCGCGCUACGACCGCUGCCGCCCCACCGCCGCCCCCGGGCGACUCCCGCCGCCGCCGCCCGCUCCCCAGGUGCAGCCGCCCCUCUUCCCCGGCGGCUACCUGGGCGCGCCCGCCUUCUUCGCAGGAUGAUAAUGUCUCCAGUGGGUGACCGAAAACGAGUGUCGGCUACAACCGGUCAGCAUGACCCACUUCUCACGAAGGUCUUCUGGUCACUAGAUGUCUUCAUCUCCAUUUACCAUCGAGAAGAUAAGCUAGUCAGGCCAUGGGGAAGAAACUAACCAUGAAGGAAGUUAUAACAAUUAAAGCAAUAUUUUAAACUUCAGCAUAUAUUGUAUCCCUGUGUGAUCUCAGGGGAUAGUGGUAUUUAUUUUCAGUUAUAUUUUAUUUUGUGAAAAUAGUUUUAAAGUGUAAUUUGAAUAAAACAAAUUAUUUAACAAA